This is a messenger RNA of Chaetomium fimeti, 1605 nucleotides long. RefSeq lists its product as uncharacterized. The transcript has 4 exons. Gene Ontology annotation, cellular component: nucleus. The coding region runs from base 1 to 1605 and encodes 534 amino acids. Gene Ontology annotation, biological process: positive regulation of transcription by RNA polymerase II. NCBI's taxonomy places the organism in Eukaryota, Fungi, Ascomycota, Sordariomycetes, Sordariales, Chaetomiaceae. The record is from RefSeq and is a predicted model, not a curated record. Gene Ontology annotation, molecular function: DNA-binding transcription factor activity, RNA polymerase II-specific; transcription cis-regulatory region binding; zinc ion binding.
AUGGGGAACCUCCGCUCGAGAAACGGCUGUCUCACCUGCCGGUCACGACAUGUCAAAUGCGAUGAAGCACGGCCGAUCUGCGGCAACUGUCAAAAGUCCAAUCGUGACUGUCGGCAGGUAGAGCAUCAGGAGGCACCAAUUCGCUUCCAUGACAUGAGGAGGUAUGCCCGCGCGUCGCGGUCCGGGUCCAAGACGCCGGAGAGCAGCAGCAACAGCAGCGGGAGGAGCCCUCCAUCUCCAAUCCAGCGUGAGAACGGACAUGACCAUAGGCUCCGUGGGCGACGGGCCGAUUCCGUGGGCGGCAGGUCGACCCCUGGACAGGUGGUGGCCUCGCCCCCGUUUACCGCCGCUCCCAUGAUUUCCAUCGCCCAGCUGGUCCACCCGCAACCCGCUUCUCCAGACUUCUUCGUCUCGAGUCCAUGGCCGUCAGUAGUGGAUCCGGCUCCGGCAAUCCCGGCAAGCUCUCCUCCGAAGGCGCUGGCUCGCCAUGAGGCCGCCCUACUGCACCACUACUCGGCACACCUCGGCCGGUGGCUGGACUGCACCGACGCGUCUCGGCAGUUUACGCUCAAGAUCCCCGCGCUCGCCAAGACGUGCCCGGUCUUGUUGGAGGCCGUCAUGUCGUUCGCGGCCAGGCACAUGGGCGACGCCGAGGCGGCGAACCUGGCGCACGAGCGCUGCAUCACCAUGCUCAUCGUCCUCUUGGGCUCAGAGCGGGUGGUGGAUGACGACGUGCUGCUCUGCGCCAUCGUCAUCCUCCGCGUGUUCGAGCAGCUGACGGCUCUCGGCAACGGGAGCGACCGGGAGAGGCACCUGGCCGGCUGCAGCGCCCUCCUCCGGGCCUGCCAGGGGCCCCGCGUUGACCCAUCCGCUCCCGGGCUGCGCGACGCGGCCUUCUGGGUCUACAUGCGCCAGUGUCUGUACAACGCCUGCAUCAACCAGCAGGCGCCUAACGUGGACUUCUCCCUGACCCUGCUCCCCAUUCCUAGCCCCCUAAGCCCCGACGACAACCUCCGAUGCGAAACGGCAUGGGCCAACACCAUGACGUGGAUCUGCGCCACCAUUGUCCAGUUCUGCUUCGGCCCGCACACCCAAGACCACAGCACCAAGAUGCCGAGGUGGCAAGAACUGAACGAGGCGGUGGAGGACUGGGCCAGGUCUCGGCCGCCCAGCUUCGACCCGAUCUGGCAGGGCGACGGGUCCUGCGACGGCAACCCCUUUCCCGAAUACUACUUCGCCGCCGACUGGCACGCCGUUGCCUUCGGCUUCUACAACCUCGCCUGCAUUCUGCUGAUAAUAUACAAACCUAACCCGCGUUUCGCCAUCCGCAGUGCCCAGGCGCGGGGGCUGCGAAAAGAAGAUGCGCAGAUCUUGGUGCAUGCCCGCGCCAUGUGCGGUUCCUGCAAGAGCGAUCCCGGCAACGUGCCGGCGAGAAUAACCUUGUGUCACAGUCUCUUCCUCUGGGGCGGUCUGUUGGACGAUCCGCGCGAGAGGGCAUGCUUGCUGGAGCUGCUUCAAGAGGUCGAGCACGACCACGCCUGGCCAACAGCAUGGAUCAUAUCAUUGCUCGAGAAGGAAUGGGGAAUCUCUGAGCCGCAGCCGUGA